CAGAUCUCUCUCUGUCCUCGGCCUCUCCCUCGCCUCUUGUGGCUUAGCUCGUCUCGCUCGCCAUCUUCAUCUGACCACCUUCCGCAGAGAUGCAACUGGCCGCCGGAGUAGAUCCGCGGCGUACUCCGUCUCUGACUCCCCAUCCCUGGUCGGCGGUCAGGUACCCGGCGCCGGCCGUGGUGAUGCAACACCCGAUGAUGCCGUCGAUACAGCCGUCCUACGGGCACCCGUUCGUGCCCUACCGUCAACCCCCCACGCCUCCUCCUCCUCCGCCCACGUCGAAAUCGAUCCACCAGCAGCAGGGCGGGGAGCAAGCGGCAGAGGAUGAGAAGAGGACCAUCUGGGUGGGGGACCUCCAGUUUUGGAUGGAUGAAAAUUACCUCCAUAGCUGUUUCGUGCAUACCGGCGAGGUUGUUUCAAUAAAGGUUAUUCGUAAUAAACAGACAGGACAAUCAGAAGGUUAUGGUUUUGUUGAGUUUCAUUCACGUGUGACAGCUGAAAAAUUACUUCAGGGAAGCAGUAGUCGUCUAAUGCCAAAUACAGAUCAGCCUUUUAGGUUAAAUUGGGCGUCAUUUAGUACGGGUGACAAACAUUCAGAUCUGGCUUCUGGUCAUUCAAUUUUUGUAGGCGAUUUAGCUUGUGACGUCACUGAUGCAUUUUUGCAAGAAAUAUUUGCUAAUAAAUAUUCCUCAGUAAAGGGUGCAAAAGUAGUUGUGGAUGCAAACACUGGCCGUUCAAAAGGUUAUGGUUUUGUAAGGUUUGGAGAUGAGAAUGACAGAAAACUUGCCAUUGCAGAGAUGAAUGGUGUUUACUGUUCUACCAGGCCUAUGCGCAUUGGUGUUGCUACACCUAGAAAGUUCUCUGGUGGUUUUGGAACAAGUGGUGCAUCUGUAGCUCUCGCCCAAUCAGAUGUAGAUUCAACUAAUACAACAGUAUUUGUUGGUGGACUUGAUCCUGAUGUCAGUGAAGAUGAUCUGAAGGAAGCCUUUUCUCAGUACGGUGAAAUCACCUCAGUCAAAAUUCCCGUUGGAAAGCAAUGUGGUUUCGUCUUGUUUGUUCAUAGAAGUAAUGCUGAAGAAGCUCUGCAACACUUGAAUGGCACUGUCAUUGGCAAGCAGAAGGUUCGGCUUUCCUGGGGUCGUCAUCCUGCCAAAAAACAGUCGAGAGCUGAACGUGGCAGACAAUGGAAUGGUGUUUACUAUGUCGGGCAGGUAUAUGAUGGGUAUAGUUUACCUCACUAUCCUGGCAUGUAUGCAUUUGCCUAUGGGGCUUAUCCUUUUUACGGCAACCAACAACAAGUGAAUUAGAGAAUUUAUUGCCGACACGCGGAUUGGAGACCGCUGACAUCUCUAAUUAGAGGUUAAUGGUAGUUCGAUAGUGAACUAGAGAAAAAAAAAAAUCAAAAAUAUGUUUCUGUUGUGUCUGUAAACUUAUGAACUUAAGGUUCUUACUAAAGUUUUUGCCCAAAUUCAAUUGGUAUGGAACUAGAUGUCGUCCGUGUUUAGCGUGUGAUGUGUAAUAAUCAUUGUUUCAAAUCAAGGAAUGUGGGUUAGCAAAUUA
Zingiber officinale is the source of this 1560-nucleotide messenger RNA. RefSeq names its product polyadenylate-binding protein RBP47-like. The transcript is spliced from 6 exons. The coding region runs from base 90 to 1307 and encodes 405 amino acids. Gene Ontology annotation, cellular component: cytosol. Gene Ontology annotation, molecular function: mRNA binding. Lineage: Eukaryota; Viridiplantae; Streptophyta; Magnoliopsida; Zingiberales; Zingiberaceae. The record is from RefSeq and is a predicted model, not a curated record.